CAGUGGUCACAUGACAUGACACAGAGGCGGUCAUGUGAUCGGAAUGUCAUCAGAAAGCUCCCUGAACAGGAAAGCAGACAGUUCCAGAAUCAAAUAUGGAUGCUCCCACAGUGCAUCUUGCCCAUGCGGCUUUUUCUGUCAACAGAUGUCCGAAUUGUGUUAGCUGGAGCCGGCAAAAUGUUCUGGCAUGUGGCACGUGUCACUCCAUAGCUUUAUACAACCCGCAGGAAAAGACAGUACUAACUACUCUAAACGGACACACUGCAAGGGUUAACUGUGUACAGUGGAUUCAGAAACCUGACUGUAGUCCUGAAACUGAACUUGCAUCUGGUGGAUCUGAUAAAAAAGUGAUCAUUUGGAAGACAAAGGAAUUCCAGUGUGUACACAAGGAUGUACUGGAAGGUCACACCGAAGCUGUGUGUGCUGUUCAUGCUGUCUAUAGACCAGCAGAAUCUGUGGAUGAUCUUCUUGUGGCAUCUGCUGCUUCUGACUCCACUGUCAGAAUAUGGUUGAGAAGCCAGUCAAAAACUGAAUGUCUCCAAACCUUGUCAUUUGGGAAUGGAUUUGUACAGGGUGUCUGCCUUUCUGUUUUACCUGACACGCAGGUGCCCAUUUUAGCUUGCGGAGGAGAUGACAGCCGGGUUCAUUUGUAUGUUAAGCAGGAUGGGCAGUUUCAGAAGACACAAAUACUUCCUGGACACGAAGAUUGGGUGAAGGGUGUGGAGUUUGCCAUAAAUGGAAAGGAUAUGUAUCUUGCGAGUUGUUCUCAGGAUUCCCUUAUCCGUAUUUGGAAGAUAUUUGCCAAGCCUGCUUUAGAACCUGUCAAAAAUGAGCAUGAAUUGAAAGAAAACAAUAUCAAGCUCAAGGAGAAUGUAUUUUUAGUCAAAGAAGAAGGUAUAAAAUUUACGUACGCGGUGUCAUUAGAGACUGUGCUAGCUGGCCAUGAAAACUGUGUCUAUGCUGUUCAUUGGCAGCCUUCUUUCAGAAAAGAUGGCAGCAUAGUACAGCCAAUGAGCCUGUUAUCAGCAUCGAUGGAUAAAACCAUGAUCCUGUGGGAACCAGAUGAUGAGUCUGGAGUAUGGCUAGAACAGGUCCGUGUUGGAGAAGUUGGAGGCAAUACACUGGGAUUUUAUGGAUGUCAAUUUAGCCCUGAGAAGUCAAUGAUUGUUGCUCAUGGGUUUCAUGGAGCUCUUCACAUGUGGUGUCAGAAUUCAUCUGCGCAGGAUGAGUGGAUUCCCAUGGUUGUGAUAUCUGGACAUUUCAACAGUGUGCAAGGUUUAAGAUGGGAUCCUGAUGGUGAAUUUAUCAUAACAGUUGGUACAGAUCAGACAACCAGACUGUUUGCUCCUUGGAAAAGAAAGCAUCAAGCUCAGAUAACCUGGCAUGAAAUUGCUCGCCCUCAGAUUCAUGGCUAUGACAUGCAGUGUAUUGCUAUGAUCGGAAGAUUUCUGUUCGUGUCUGGAUCAGAUGAGAAAGUUCUCAGGGUAUUUGCUGCACCAAGGAACUUCAUUGAGAACUUCAGUAAAAUUUCUAACAUUUCAGUGAAAAAUCUUCUUGCAAAUGAAAACACCAAUCUUCCCGAAGGUGCUACUGUGCCUGCUCUGGGUUUGUCGAAUAAAGCAGUCUUUCAAGGGGAAUUAAGUGGACCUGCAGUUCAAGAAGACACGUUUAGUAGUGUUUCUGAUCCGUAUUCUCAGCCUUAUUUUCAGCCCCUUGUCCUGACAGAACCUCCAACUGAAGAUCAUUUGUUGCAGAACACACUGUGGCCUGAAGUUCAAAAAUUGUAUGGGCAUGGAUAUGAAAUCUUCUCUCUGGCUUGCAACAGUGCUGGAACAAUUGUUGCCUCUGCUUGUAAGGCUUCCAAAAGAGAACACGCAGCAAUUAUUUUGUGGAGUACCACAAGCUGGAAACAGAUCCAGAGCUUGUCGUUUCACAACCUGACUGUUACUCAGAUGGCAUUUUCUCCUGAUGACAAAUUCCUAUUAGCAGUUUCCAGAGAUAGAAACUGGUCCCUGUGGAGGAAGCAGGAGGGAAUUCCAAUGCUGUCAGCUGAACCACAUUUCAUAUUACAAGCCAGCACCAACAAAGAUACAUCUGUACAUAGUCGAAUAAUUUGGUCAUGUGAUUGGACUACAGACAGCAAGUUUUUUGUUACAGGAAGCAGAGACAAAAAGGUUAUUGUGUGGGGUGACUGUCAGGUGUUUGACACUCAGGAUGACCACAACUGUGCUUCUGUCAAGCCUUGCUCUACUCUUCUAGAUGUGGGAGAUUCUGUCACAGCUGUUGGUGUCAACAAAGCACUUGCUUCUCUUGGAAGUUAUAUUAUUGCUGUUGGAUUAGAAUGUGGGAAGAUUCUUCUGUACAAAUGGAAAAGUGGUAUUACAGAAAAUGACUGGAUGAAAAGUUAUGAGAUGGAUCAAAGCCUUUGUCACACACUGACUGUCAAGCAAGUCUGUUGGAGAAGCAAACCGGGUCGUGCUGGACAUGAUGAUCUGGACAAUGCUGAAUGGUUGCAGCUGGCAAGCUGUGGAGCAGAUCAUGUCAUUAAGAUAUUCAAUGUUAACAGGAGUAUAUUCUCUUUGUAGAGGUCCUUUAUAGUUGGUAACAUAAUUUUACGAAAGAGCAAUCUUGGUACUGAAAGAAUAUGGCUUCAAAGAAGCUGAAUGCUAUAUACAGUCACGGGGUUUUUGAGAGCUCUAUGUGGAGGGAAGAGUAAUAAUUUAUAGAACAGUCAACAGCUGGAAAUAUUUAUUGAGGUACAAUUCAAUUCAAUUAAAAAGGCAAAUAAAAAUAAAAAAAGUUCUUGUUACCAGCAAUUCCAGAACAACCAGUUGCUGGCAAAAAAAAUGCAGGCUAUUUAUCCUGAUUCCAUCCACCCUAAAAUUCCUACUUGGGAUCAAAGAGAUUGGACAUUUAACAUAAUAUAAUUAUGGAAUAGAGAGCUCACCCCUACCCAACAGUACAUAUGAAGAUCUAGGAGCAAGAAACAUUGGACCACAUAAAAUUCACUUAUUGAUUUCACUUGUUGCCUGGAGUUGUUCUUUAAAGGAUAUGUUAAUUUUAUUAUUUUAUAUGCAUCAUCUACAUAUUAAACUUUAAGUGUAAAAACA
Rana temporaria (common frog) is the source of this 3110-nucleotide messenger RNA. It is a transcript of the gene ELP2, whose product is annotated as elongator acetyltransferase complex subunit 2. Gene Ontology annotation, biological process: tRNA wobble uridine modification. Bases 96 to 2585 code for a protein of 829 amino acids. The transcript has 22 exons. Gene Ontology annotation, cellular component: elongator holoenzyme complex. The record is from RefSeq and is a predicted model, not a curated record. Lineage: Eukaryota; Metazoa; Chordata; Amphibia; Anura; Ranidae. Gene Ontology annotation, molecular function: protein binding.